GCUCUGUUCCCCGCCGCGUGCGCCCGGGCAGUGCGCCCCGGCAGGCCCCAGCCAUGUCGAUGCUGCCGUCGUUCGGCUUUACGCAGGAGCAAGUGGCGUGCGUGUGCGAGGUUCUGCAGCAAGGUGGGAACCUGGAGCGCCUGGGCAGGUUCCUGUGGUCGCUGCCCGCCUGCGACCACCUGCACAAGAACGAGAGUGUGCUCAAGGCCAAGGCCGUGGUCGCCUUCCACCGCGGGAACUUCCGUGAGCUCUACAAGAUCUUGGAGAGCCACCAGUUCUCGCCUCACAACCACCCCAAGCUGCAGCAACUGUGGUUGAAGGCGCACUACGUGGAGGCCGAGAAGCUGCGCGGCCGGCCCCUCGGUGCCGUGGGCAAAUAUCGGGUGCGCCGAAAAUUCCCGCUGCCGCGCACCAUCUGGGACGGCGAGGAGACCAGCUACUGCUUCAAGGAGAAGUCGCGGGGUGUGCUGCGGGAGUGGUAUGCGCACAACCCCUACCCCUCGCCGCGUGAGAAGCGGGAGCUGGCCGAGGCCACCGGCCUCACCACCACCCAGGUCAGCAAUUGGUUUAAGAACCGGAGGCAAAGAGACCGGGCCGCCGAGGCCAAGGAAAGGGAGAACACCGAAAACAAUAACUCCUCCUCCAACAAGCAGAAUCAACUCUCUCCUCUGGAAGGGGGCAAGCCGCUCAUGUCCAGCUCAGAAGAAGAAUUCUCACCUCCCCAAAGUCCAGACCAGAACUCGGUCCUUCUGCUGCAGGGCAAUAUGGGCCACGCCAGGAGCUCAAACUAUUCUCUCCCGGGCUUAACGGCCUCACAGCCCAGCCACGGCCUGCAAGCCCACCAGCAUCAGCUCCAGGACUCCUUGCUGGGCCCUCUCACCUCCAGUCUGGUGGACUUGGGGUCCUAAGUGGGGAGGGACUGGGGCCUCGAAGCAGCGACUAGGGACACUUGUAAAUAGAAUUCAGGAACAUUUUUGCAGCUUGUUUCUGGGGUUCUUUGUGCAUAAAGGAACGGUGGACUUUCACAAAUAUCUUUUUAAAACUCAAAACCAACAGCCAUCUCAAACUUAGUCACCUCCUUCUCUCCAGCUCUUUCCACUUUUGCAUUUCCCCUCUCAGUGCAGAAAUCAGGAAAAAACACACACACACAAAAAACCCAAACAAACAAAAGCACCCAGUCACCCAGUCUUAGUUCUGGGCAACCCAUCUGCCUGCUUCAGUAGUCUUUUUUUUUUUUCUUUCCAAUGAAUGGGAAUUACUAAUCAACUAGAUUUUAAUUAUUUCCCUUUAAUUUAUUUAUGGAAAAAUCUUUUGGGAAGAAGAAAAGGAAAUGAAAAAGAGAGAGAGAAAUAAGUCAAAAUAGUGAAAACAAGAGCCUCUAGCCCAGGAGGAAAUGGUUGCAUUCUUAAGGUGAAAAGGACAAAUAGGAUCUUAUAACUUUUUUUGAUGGGGAAAAUUAAGUUUACAUUUUUCAUAUUUAGUGUUAAACAAUUUUAUGUAGCUUAAAAUGAAAUAACAGUAUUAGGGGGAAAAACAAGUGCCUAAAUGUCUUAAUGCUCUCUGCGUGUGGCAGUUAGAGAUAGAAGUGACCAUUAGUAGUAAUACAACUAUUUUUGUCAAAUUUAGUGGGGGUUUUUUGGUUGUUCUUUGUUUUCUUGGGUUUUUUUUUUUUAUGGCCAGCUUUAAAAAUGUAACAAUGUGAGAAACAAAACAAACACUCCUGAAUGCCAUUUCUUCUCCUGCCCUCGAAGUGCUCAUAUCUGUAUCCUUCUCCUGUUAAGGGUUGCCCCUGUUCCUAGUUUCUAGCUUGCAACAAAUAUGGGACAAAUCUGGCAAUCUGGUAUUUGUUACUAAAACAGCAUGUGUUUUCAGGUUUCUUUUCUAUUGUACCUAAACCUGUCUAAAUUAAAACUUAGUAGAACACCA
Myotis brandtii (Brandt's bat) is the source of this 1926-nucleotide messenger RNA. RefSeq names its product SIX homeobox 1 (gene SIX1). Gene Ontology annotation, cellular component: nucleus; transcription regulator complex. The record is from RefSeq and is a predicted model, not a curated record. Gene Ontology annotation, molecular function: DNA-binding transcription factor activity, RNA polymerase II-specific; RNA polymerase II cis-regulatory region sequence-specific DNA binding. Lineage: Eukaryota; Metazoa; Chordata; Mammalia; Chiroptera; Vespertilionidae. Gene Ontology annotation, biological process: regulation of transcription by RNA polymerase II. The coding region runs from base 54 to 908 and encodes 284 amino acids. The transcript is spliced from 2 exons.